This is a messenger RNA of Archocentrus centrarchus (flier cichlid), 2281 nucleotides long. RefSeq names its product obg-like ATPase 1. Gene Ontology annotation, molecular function: GTP binding; ATP binding; ATP hydrolysis activity. Gene Ontology annotation, cellular component: cytoplasm. The transcript has 11 exons. Lineage: Eukaryota; Metazoa; Chordata; Actinopteri; Cichliformes; Cichlidae. The coding region runs from base 142 to 1329 and encodes 395 amino acids. The record is from RefSeq and is a predicted model, not a curated record.
GCCAAGUUGUCCAAUCAGAGAGCCCUCACGUCAAAACACUUCCGCUUUGCUCUCCAGCUUGCCUUUCCAGUGGAGCGGCCGGUGUGAGCACGCAUCAGGAGUGGACACCACGUAUCCUGCAGGCUGAGAAUAGACAUUAAGAUGCCUCCAAAGAAGACAGAAGCUCCGAAACAACCUCCAUUGAUUGGACGAUUUGGAACAUCCCUAAAAAUAGGAAUAGUGGGAUUACCCAAUGUUGGGAAAUCCACGUUUUUCAAUGUGCUGACCAAAAGCCAAGCUGCUGCAGAAAACUUCCCCUUCUGCACAAUUGACCCAAAUGAGAGCAGAGUACCAGUUCCCGAUGAACGCUUUGAUUUCCUCUGCCAGUACCACAAACCUGCCAGUAAGGUUCCUGCUUUCCUGAAUGUUGUGGACAUUGCUGGUCUGGUGAAGGGAGCUCAUUCCGGACAGGGACUCGGAAAUGCCUUCCUCUCUCACAUCAGUGCCUGUGACGGGAUUUUCCACAUGACUCGUGCAUUUGACGAUGAGGAUAUCAUCCACGUGGAGGGAAAUGUCGACCCGGUGAGGGACAUCGAGAUAAUCCACGAGGAGCUGCGGCUAAAGGAUGAAGAAAUGAUCGACCCAAUCAUCGACAAACUGGAGAAAACCGCCGUCAGGGGAGGUGACAAGAAACUAAAACCUGAAUAUGAUAUCAUGCUGAAGAUAAAAAACUGGGUGGUAGAAGAGAAGAAGCACAUCAGAUUUUACCAUGACUGGAAUGACAAAGAGAUUGAGGUUUUGAACAAAUACCUGUUUCUGACUUCCAAGCCAAUGAUCUACCUGGUUAAUCUCUCAGAGAAAGAUUACAUCAGAAAAAAGAACAAGUGGUUGGCAAAAAUCAAAGAGUGGGUAGAUUCUCAUGAUCCUGGCUCUAUGGUCAUUCCCUUAAGUGGAGCUUUGGAGUCUAAACUGUUUGACAUGGAGGAGGAGGAGAGGAAUAAAUACUGCGAGGAACAUAAAACACAGAGUGUUUUGACCAAAAUAAUAAAGACUGGCUAUGCAGCGCUGCAGCUGGAGUACUUCUUCACAGCGGGACCAGAUGAGGUGCGAGCGUGGACCAUCAGAAAAGGUACCAAAGCUCCUCAAGCUGCUGGAAAGAUCCACACUGACUUUGAGAAAGGCUUCAUCAUGGCUGAGGUGAUGAAGUUCACAGACUUCAAAGAAGAGGGCACUGAAAGUGCAGUCAAGGCUGCUGGGAAGUACCGGCAACAGGGCAGGAACUACAUCGUGGAGGACGGGGACAUUAUCUUUUUCAAAUUCAACACACCCAAUGCACCCAAAAAGAAAUAAGACCACAUAAUCGGGGGGUGGGGGGUAAAAUCUCAGAAUACAGUUUAGUCUAGUCCCAAAGAGCAGCACUGACUGUUGGUUUUCAUACUUUUUUGAUUCUAAAAAAGUGACGUAUUCACACGUUCAAAUCCGUUUUUGGUAACGAUGCUUUCCAAGUGUUUUUUAACAUGCUACAGACCUUGUUUUGAUGCUGUUUCUAGGUUAUUUUUGAUCAUUUAGUUAAUAAAUGCUCAGUUUCUGUUUUUUUUUUUUUUUUAAUAAUUAAGUAUUUUAUUCCUCUGGGCAACUUUUCUUUUCUGUCAUGACUGCAGCUGUCACAUUUUAACAAGCCUCUUAUUUGGUGCUUUAUUAAUGCCAGGUGUGCUGAAUUAAUAAACCAGCUGUUCAAUCAUAAAAAUGCUCAUAAGAGUACGACGCAACAAUCUGCUGCAAGGAAAUUCGUUUUUGAUGUCAUCCCUUAAAAUUUAAAAAGAAUGGCACAGUUAUAUUAAACUAAAAAAAAAAAAAAAGUGCUAAAAUAUGUUGUGUCCAAAAGCUGAUCAUCAGUUAUUCUAUUAAGGGAGAACAAAAGCCAUCACUCAGUGUUUAAUUGGGGGUGGGGCUGAAAUGUAUUCUGCUGAUAACAGGGGGGAUAUUGUUAUUUUAGAAAGAAGAAAGCAGGUCUCUGUGACAGCGCAUCAUCAGAUUCCUGAACAGAAAGCUGCUUUUAUUGAUUUACAGACUUCACCCUGCAUAACGGGAAACUGCAUCAUUGUGGAUCAUUUGGACUGUACAGCUUCAAAUCUCAUCGUGUUUCACCUCGUCUCACUGCCUGCACAGUAUGUUCAUUUUCAUAAACAUGCUGCCACGCUGUGAACUAAAAUGGAAAUCUUUCUAACCUAUGGGAACCAUUAUGGAAUAAAUGUCACCCUCAUCAAUAUGCACGUGUCAAUAAAAGGUGAUAAAUCUGUUA